UUCCACUCUGUGUUUGGAACCUGGAGAGGCCGUUCCAUUUAUUUGGAGAGCUGCUUCAUUCUUCCCUUCCUGGCUUCAGAAACUAUAACAUCACCAUGAAGCUGCUGACUCUGUGUGCACUUCUCUGUGCAAUGAUGGCUGUAACCACUGCUGGUGCCAAGAGUCACCUGGUCAAGAGGUGCGUUUUUUGUCCUGAUGGUUGGAAUCAACCCCGAUGUCCUUACGGUUGGACUCAAGUUGGUUUUCGCUGCUUUUUCUACAAUCAAAACCCCAUGAGUUGGGAUUCUGCUAAGAGACACUGCUGGGACUUGGGGGCAAACCUUGCAUCAGUGCACACUAACUGGGAGCACCAAAGGAUCAUUCAGCUGUUUGGCAACAUGCGAGUUUGGAUUGGAGGCAGCAAAGGACUCAAGGGUACUUGGUUUUGGAGUGAUGGGACCAGUUUCUCCUUUUCACAUUGGUGCUGGGGAGAGCCCAGUAAUGCUUACUAUGAGAAGUGUCUGCUGAUGAGUUCUCGAGAUUCAAAUUGCUGGCUUGAUGCAUGGUGUGGAUAUCAUCUGCCAUCUCUCUGUGCCAAGAAUAUCAUCUAAUGGCAGCAUUGGACUGACACUCAAGCACAAAACUCCCAUAAAGCACAUACUGAUGUAUGAUGGUGUUUGCUCUUUUUUGCGGCAUUAAAGCUUCAAGCAAACAUGCCCAUCUUCUUUUGUGGCAUAUACACAUAUUUUAAGCAGUUAUCUGCUCUACCUGUAUGCAUGUACAAGUUAUCUUUACCAGUUUCCAGACCAUUACACCUCAGAUGUGUUGUACAAUUUGUAUUUACUCCCUGAUGUUUAAAUGUGCUGCCAGAUUAGGUGAGCAUGCUAUGAUAAUUUCAACUUUUUUUAAACUACUUUGUGUCUUUCUGCCAACAGUAUUCUUAGUACUCUCUUUGUAUACAGUAAAGUAAGCGGAAACUAAGAUUUUUCUCUACAUGACAAUUACAAUACAAGGAAACAUAUCUGUAGCUUGCUCUGCAUGUACUCAUCUCUAAGCACAGAAAAAAUGACAGAAAUGAGGCCUAAAUCCUUGAUAGUAAGCAUAAUAAAACACAAUAAAAAUCUAAUGACUUAUUGAUGAUUAUACUAGGUUGGAUCCUGGAUUAAUGAUUAUUUUCAGUUUCUUUCUGGCCACAUUCCUUUAGUUUAGCAUUAUUCUAUAUUUUCCUUGCAUUCUUAUUAUUCCUAUACUGAUAACAUUCAGCUAUAUAUGC
This is a messenger RNA of Oreochromis aureus, 1252 nucleotides long. RefSeq names its product type-2 ice-structuring protein-like. Gene Ontology annotation, molecular function: signaling receptor activity. The coding region runs from base 96 to 590 and encodes 164 amino acids. The transcript has 6 exons. Lineage: Eukaryota; Metazoa; Chordata; Actinopteri; Cichliformes; Cichlidae. The record is from RefSeq and is a predicted model, not a curated record.